Messenger RNA from Paramacrobiotus metropolitanus, 3054 nucleotides. Its product is annotated as solute carrier family 26 member 6-like. The transcript is spliced from 14 exons. Bases 270 to 2807 code for a protein of 845 amino acids. NCBI's taxonomy places the organism in Eukaryota, Metazoa, Tardigrada, Eutardigrada, Parachela, Macrobiotidae. The record is from RefSeq and is a predicted model, not a curated record. Gene Ontology annotation, biological process: transmembrane transport. Gene Ontology annotation, molecular function: sulfate transmembrane transporter activity; bicarbonate transmembrane transporter activity; oxalate transmembrane transporter activity. Gene Ontology annotation, cellular component: membrane.
UCUCACCAGAUUUAUUUUCGUUUAAUACUACAGCGGUUUACCUGUAAUCGCAUGAUGUUGCGGAUUUUCGUGCUUAAAUUGAUUUAUAAUUUAGUUGAUAUGCAUAACGAGGAUUCGGUGCUGAACAAAACUUGUACUAUUAAAUUUUGAUACAGAAAUUAUAAUUUACAACCAAGAUAUCAAUCGUUAUCAACCAACGCUGAAAUUGUAGUAAACCUAGCGGAGUGUCACGUUAUCGUUUUCGUUGAUUCUGCAUCCUGCUGCUCAUUAUGGGGAAUCUCAGUUCGCGGCGGGCAAAAAUUUACGAAGUCGAGAUCAGCCAAAAUCAACGGCCUAUACCACCGCGUAAAUCUGACGCUGUCAAACGCCGACUGUCUGACGUCAUUCCCGAUACCCUACCGGCACCAACAGUGAAGAAAAGCGAUUCCACCAUAAAUAUCCCCGCAAAAGAUAUUUCAUAUAUAACCGGCGAAAACGUUCCUAAAUCAAAAAGCUCAGAUUCGUCUUCCAACGGUCACAAUUCCAGUGACAAACCGGGAAAUCGACUCCACAAACCCAAACUAAUAAGCCUGAAGGAAGUCAGACAAGUAACUACUAAUUUUCUGACGAAACGCAUCUAUGGCCUGGACAAAUCACCGCGCAGCUUUAUUGAAUCAUUAUUUCCUCAACCUACACGCUUAUUUAAUUAUCGCUUAUUAUGGGUAUCAUAUGACCUUUUGGCCGGUUUACUAGUAGCCAUGAUACAUUUCACUCAAGAAUUUGCCACGGCCAUGACGGGAAGUAUGCGGCCCACACAGGGAUUGUACAUUUCCAUCUUUCCGCCUCUUAUCUACGCCUUACUAGCCACAUCCCCGCACAAUUCACUGGGCGCCAUGCCCAUAACCGCCGCCGUUGUCGGCGUGUCGGUUAUGGGCAUCCAGGAAACCUAUUAUCCGCAGCAGUACGAUGCUGCGACGGGAACCCUCCUGUCGAAUGGCGCACAGUGGGACCUUCAUUUCCAGGUAUCCACCGGAUUGGCCUUCUUUGCCGGCUGCUUUAUGAUAGCAUGGGGAUUACUGAAGAUGGGCUUUCUCUUCACAAUCAUUUCUCCAUCGGUGAUGGACCCCUUCGGGCUGGCUUGUAUGCUGCAGUCGAUCAUGGCACAGGUUCCUGCCGCCUUCGGAAUACAGGUUCCGGUCAGGUUCACUUAUGCCAAACAUUUCCGUGAUCUCAUCUACUUUCUAACAAAUAUCUAUUCCAUCAAAGUGUGGGAAGUCGUCAUUUCCAUAUCAUUUGCCAGUGUGGUGCUUGUAUUCCGUGAAUAUCUCCAACCAAUUAUUUAUCGCAAGACUAAACUUGUCGUCCCCAUUGAGUUCCUUAUGUUUGUUGUGGUGAUUGGUUUGAGCUAUCACUUUCGCUUCCAGCAGCGAUUAGAUGUCCGCGUUGUCGGCAGUUACAACCACGGUCUACCAUGGCCAAGCAUGCCCGGCUAUGACUACGGUUUGAACAUUGUCUGGCAUGGAUUCUUCUGUGCCGUUAUUGCUUACUCAGUCACGCUGGGUUCAGCGCGUACAUUAGCCCGUAAAAAUAAGGACAACAUCAAGACCAAUCAGGAGCUGAUCGCCCUGGGCUGUGCUCAUCUGUUCGGGUCGUUUUUCUCCAGCUUCAUCGUAUCGGCACCCAUGGGGCGGGGCAUCAUCAACCAGUCGAUGGGCAGUCGCUCGCAAUUAUCGGCGCUCUUUGGCAGUGUUUUCUUGGGGAUUAUUGUGGCAUUUGCCGGACCGGCGAUUUCUUAUUUACCUCAAUGCAUAAUUUCGACAACGAUCGUUCUGUUCCUUGUGUUUUCUUUACGGGGAUUUACCGAGCUGCCAAAACUGUGGAAAUCUAACAAAUUUGAUGCGCUUGUCUGGGUUUUGACCUUUGUCGCAUCCGUUACACUGAAUGUGCAAAUCGGAUUUUUACUUGGCAUAACACUCUCCGUUGUUGGCUUAACAAUUCGUACCCAAAGUCCCAAGGUACGCGUUCUUGGUCGAUUAAAGAACUCAAAUGGAUUUGUGCCACUGAAAUAUUAUAAUAAGGCCGAAGAAAUCGCUGGUAUACGGAUUCUGCAGAUCAACUGUCCACUGCACUACGCUAAUGCCCAUUAUCUAGUCCAGGAUGUGCUCACGUUAGCCAUGGAGCCGUUCGUCAUUGCCAAGAGCAGCUUUACUAACGAGAGUAACCUGUUCAAUGAAAGCGGGCAUUCAUUGCGCUCCUUCCUCGGCACGACAUCGAACCCAAAACUGUACCGCUCCAAAAACCGCUUCGAUAAUGGUGAUAAAACUGGCAGCGGUACAACGGAACGGCCGCGGUUUACAAGGAAGUUAUCCAGCUCGCAACCAGAAGAGUUUCCCCCAUAUAAACCGCCAACAUCCACGACACGCAUUUCCAAUGAGUUUAUCAUGAUUGCCGGCAGUUCGACCAGUAAGGCGUCCCGCGUUAUUCUGGAUCUGGGCACGGUUGGUUACAUUGAUGCCGUAGGAAUUCGCGGUCUGGAACAACUGGCCAGUGACCUUAAGGUUAAAGCUAUCGAGCUGAUUUUGGCGCAAUGCAAAGGUUCUGUGCGCAAGCAACUACGGGAGCUGGAACUUGGCAAAAUAGUGCCAGAGCGGAAUAUCUUUCCCAGCCUGGUGGAUGCUGUGAACGAAUCCAGUCGGCGCAUCCGUAUUAAGACAAUUGAAGCCCAGGGCACGAUUCGGGAUCGAGAACGGCGCGAUGUACGGUUUUGGGAUUUUCCAGUGGCCAGUCGGAUAUCUGGAUUGCCCCAAAUCAAUUAUCGCAAAGAUUAGACUGGUUAAGGCGUAGCUAUACUGACUGCUGCAAGAUCUGCACCGAUGAAAUUAUUACUGUCCUUUGAGCUUGCUUUAAUAAUUUUACUGACUCUUUUGUGUGCAGUUGCGUGUACUUGUUGUAAACUCUGCGAGGUGGUACCUCUCAGAGUUCACCAUGACCCUGAUGCGUAAAUUUUAUCAACUACUGAACCAUUUGAUAAUACUGUGCAAGAUCCAUUUCGUCAACGACAUGUUUAUACCAAAU